UGCUAAUGCACCUAUCAAUGCUGAUUUAAAACAAACAGAGAUCGCGAAAAGUAUAAAAUUCCUUUCCGAGAAAAUUGUGUCAAUGGAGAAACAAAUAUCUGAAAAUUCCAGUCAAUUCUCCAUAAAUAUUAAAAACUUUGAUGAAACUGUGAAACAUUACAUUGAAUCUGUGAUGUUGAAAAUUGCGGUUUACUCAUUAAUUGAACAAUUUCGUCAAGCAAUUUCUUUGGAAAGAUGCCAAUCUUUAAAUAAACCACCACCAUCAUCUACUUUUAUUUUUA
Cetraspora pellucida is the source of this 281-nucleotide messenger RNA. Lineage: Eukaryota; Fungi; Glomeromycota; Glomeromycetes; Diversisporales; Gigasporaceae. The record is from the annotation of a GenBank genome assembly.